Rhizophagus irregularis DAOM 181602=DAOM 197198 is the source of this 443-nucleotide messenger RNA. The record is from RefSeq and is a predicted model, not a curated record. NCBI's taxonomy places the organism in Eukaryota, Fungi, Glomeromycota, Glomeromycetes, Glomerales, Glomeraceae.
AUAUACUUACAUUGGAUUGAUGAUGAAUGGAAAAUGUACUUGAUUUAAUUCCUUUUCAUGAAAGACAUACAUGUAUAACAUUAGCAAAUAAUGUAUAUAUUAUUGUCAAUAAUCCCGGCCUUUGUAAAAAAAUUAUAGUAAUGACCACAGACAAUGCUUCUAACAUGAAUGUAUUUGGACAACAUUUUACACAAAUGCUCUCUAAUAAUCAUGGAAAUAUAUUAUCUCGUCACGUAAUAUGUGCACACAUAUCCUAAAUCAGUAGUAACAAGAGAUGGUCUUGAUGCAGCUGGAAAAGAGUCACAUUCAUUUCGCCAAAAAUCUAGGGUAAGGUAAGAAGAUUAGAGGUAAAGGAAUUAGGAUUAGGAUUAGGGUUAGGAUAAUGUUAAAUUAAGUGGAUUAGGAUUUCAAAAAAUGACUGUCAGAGCAGCGUCCCCUUUUUA